AUGAUCCAGAAAACUCCUCCGGUGAACACUUCAGAACCUGAUACAGCUUCUGGUUCAGGCGAUAUUGAUGAACAGGCAGUAAGUGAUCAAGGUGUUUCAGGUACAACAGUUUCACCAGAGGAACCCGAUUACACCACUUACAUCCUGAUUGCUGUGGUUGCGGUGGUCGUAAUCGCUGGAGCGAUUAUUUGUGGCAUUGUCAUCAUGCAUCGGCACCGUCAGAAAGGGGGGAACAAAGAGCUUAGUAAAGUGGACCCUGUUUUGGAUGGAUCAAGCACUGAGAAGGUGCCAAUGCCAAUGUUUGAAGAAGAUGUGCCAUCUGUGCUGGAGCUGGAAAUGGACGAACUGGACCAGUGGAUGAAGAAAGAUAGUUAAAGGAUCCUCACAACCAUGAUUUGCUUCCGGAUUUCCUUUUUUUUACCCUUACCCUAGUUUUUCAAUCUACAGGAACAUACUUGCUAUUAGGAAGCAAGUUUAUUUAUUACACUGAGCAUUACACAGUCAAGCAUCCAUCUCUUAAAAUUACAUCUCAGAGCUCAUCUAGAGCAACAGCUCCUGGUUGUAUUGAAUGGAGGUAGACUGCUACUGCGCACACAGUCAUCAAGUGAGAUUAUAUCAUUUCAAAAAUGUGUCACCCAUUUCAUUUGAUUUGAUCAUUUGAUCCCUGCAAUUUUUUAAGGAACAUUUUAAUUUACAUUUCUUUCACAUUAACCAGACAAGAUCCAACCUCCUCAUGAAAAAAUGCGUCCCCUCUGUCUCUAAAUUCACACAGUAAAGCUGUGUGUGUUCAGCUUGCCGUUUAAUCGGAAAAUAACCUCUCCAGCCCUUACAGAUGACAGCUUACAGCUCCCCCGGUGGCUUUUUCUCUUGCUCAAAUGUUACACGACUCCCUCCAGCUGCAGGUUGUAAUGAAGAAGAUUGUAGGCAUGCAUGACAGAGAACAUCUGUUAAUCUUUCACAGAACAGCUCAGGAUUUAUACAGAGAGCAUUUUUAUUUUAAAUCUCUGAAUCAUUGAAGCGAUGAGACUCUAGCUUCCGAGGCUUUUGAUAAAUUAUUACCCUCUUUGCUGAAGCAGCCCUCUAAAAGCCGCUGCUGAUAAGAUUUCUAUUCCUCCACAGAUAACAGAUGAGUAUUUGUCUAAAUUAUUCUUAUCUCCCAAUGCUUUUCACAGCUUCUCUUCCCCGGUUUGGCCUUUAGAAUAGUUGGAUGUGAAUGAGUUAACACUGAUACAGAUGUGAGUUCUUUCAGAUUCAGAAAGAUUUGCACUGUAAAUAUUACAAACAGCAAAAUAUAAUAUUGUCUUGUAAAUAUAUAUUGUAUUGAAUUUUUUCCUUGUAAAGCUUUUGAAUUUGAUGAUUGAAAAUGUCCUUAUAAAAAAAUGAUGUGCUGUGG
Molecule: messenger RNA, 1393 nt
Organism: Cyprinodon variegatus (sheepshead minnow)
Lineage: Eukaryota; Metazoa; Chordata; Actinopteri; Cyprinodontiformes; Cyprinodontidae
Gene: tmem154
Product: transmembrane protein 154
Exons: 7
Coding region: 1-375 (124 amino acids)
Source: RefSeq, a predicted model, not a curated record